Molecule: messenger RNA, 549 nt
Organism: Rotaria sp. Silwood2
Lineage: Eukaryota; Metazoa; Rotifera; Eurotatoria; Philodinida; Philodinidae
Source: the annotation of a GenBank genome assembly
AUGAUAUUUAUCUCAAAACGAAACAUUGGAAAUGAACAUUCAUCGAAUAAAGAAGCAUGUUUAUCCAUCAUAGGUCUUUUUUUAACUAUUGGAUUUAUCGGUGGUCUAGCUGGAUUAAUUUAUGGUUUAGUCAAAGGUAGUUUAUCUGGAACUAUCGGUGGUGCAAUUGUAUUGGGUAUUUCAAUAUUUUUAACUAUUAUAUUUGUUUUUACAAUUGUAAUUUGUUUAAAAAAUAAUAAUAUUAAUUCAAAUACGAAUCAGCAACAACACCAUCGUGAACGAAAACAAAAUCGUCAAACAAAACAUGACGAUUCUUUACGUGAAAUAAAAACAAUUUCAACUGUACAGAAAUAUGAACAAAAAAAUGAUUUGAGUAGACAAAUGUCUUCAUCGUCUAUUCCGAAUCAAUUAGCAGGAAAAAAAUAUUAUGGUUUUACUAAACAUGCAAUGCAGCCAUCGUCGAAAUCAUUCACUUUUACUUAUUUAAAUGAUAGUCAUUCAUCAAUUAAUAGUAAUAGUUCAAGACAAAAUAAUUAUAAUCGACAUUAA